This is a messenger RNA of Adineta ricciae, 309 nucleotides long. The record is from the annotation of a GenBank genome assembly. Lineage: Eukaryota; Metazoa; Rotifera; Eurotatoria; Adinetida; Adinetidae.
AUGAUCGGACCAUUCCUUCAAAUACUACUUUGUUUAUUUUUUCUCCAUUGCAUCAGUGGACAAUACUUCAAUGCCAGUCAGAACAUUUCAAGUCAAAUAAACGCCAAUGGGACUUAUAUUCCUAUUGUCAUUACAUAUACACUUCAAAGAAAUAAUUCCGUUGGUACUACGAGCGUAGCACCUAUUUUAUUAUAUAAUGUAACAACUCAACAACAACAUACUAACAGUUCUACAAAAUCUAACUCGCGUACAAUGUUAACUCUUCCGCUUAUUUUUUUUCUAUACAAUUAUAUUCGAAAAAUACUCUAG